This is a messenger RNA of Exophiala bonariae, 1419 nucleotides long. RefSeq lists its product as uncharacterized. Gene Ontology annotation, molecular function: FAD binding; oxidoreductase activity. The record is from RefSeq and is a predicted model, not a curated record. NCBI's taxonomy places the organism in Eukaryota, Fungi, Ascomycota, Eurotiomycetes, Chaetothyriales, Herpotrichiellaceae. Bases 1 to 1419 code for a protein of 472 amino acids. The transcript has 3 exons.
AUGGGAUCGUAUGCCAAACCCGAGUCCACCCUGGUAUUAGACCCUACUUCAACCGAAUACGAGCGGUACCGGACGCGUAUCUACAAUGCUCGUCAUCCUGACCGGAAGCCGGUGGAGAUUGUCGUGCCAUUAACAACCACGGAUGUCACGUCAGCUGUGAAGAGAGCCAAAGAGAAAGGUCUCAAGGUUGGUGUACGGUCGGGUGGUCACCUUUUUGCAGCUCCGGCGGUCAUUGAGCAAGGGUUGUUGAUUGACGUUAAGUUCCUGAACAAAGAUAUUCAGUAUGAUCCAGUCAGUCAAAUUUUGACAUUUAGUCCUGGCCAUACUGUUGAAGAACUGGCCGGGCACUGCGGAAAAAUCGGACGGUUCUUUCCAUAUGGCCAUUCACGGACGGUUGGCGCCGGCGGAUUCCUUCUCACAGGUGGUCAAGGGCUGUUCUGCCGCGGCCAUGGGUAUACCUACGAGUCUUGGGUCACACAGAUCGAGGUUGUCACACCGAACGGAGAGGUCGUCAUUGCUAACAAAACGGACAAUCACGACCUGUUUUGGGCUGCCGGUGGAUGUGGCCAGGGGUUUUUCGGUGUAUUGACUAGAGUCUGGGGUAGAACGGAUCGUCUGAGGAAGCUAUUUGACACCACUUACGUGCUCGACUCAACAGACCACUUCAAGCCUCUUCUCAAAUGGGCUAUAGAGCUCGCGGAGCGUAUACCUAAACAACAGGUCGACUACUUCAUCGGGACUAUGUACGCCGACGGCCAAGGCCUUGGGGACGAUGAAUCCAGAGCAAAAAGGGUUCUCAUGCUCAUUAAUAUUACAAUUGGGUGCGACUCUAUUGAGGAAGCCAAAACACUGGCCGCCCCACUCGACACGCUUCCAGAAGAGUUUCGAAAGAUUGUAGUCUCUCAGAUACCAAUGCAAGAAAGAGAAUUUGAGGCGCUAUGGGAUCUACAGGAUAAGUUUAUUCCGGGGGGGAAUGGUGAAAGAUAUCGAGUUGAAAGCGUUCUCGUGGGUUUCGAUGCGUCUGAUGAUGAGAUUGUUGACAAGGCAGAGGCCGCUUUGCUCAAGUUACCAACUCGCAAAGCCACAGGUGCACUUGCAAUUGUGGACUCUAGGCCUGAUGAAAACAUUCAAGCAUUAAGUCUGCCUUCCAGACUGAUGAUAUCGAGCAUGGUGUGCUACCAAGACCCUUCUCUUGAUGCAAAAAUGGAUAAAUGGGCUCUUGAUACAUACACGGAAAUCGAGAAACUUGGUCUUGGUCAGCAUGCUGGGGACUUUGAUGUCAAUCAGCGAGUCUCAAAGAUUAUGACAGACUCUGCACUUACGAAAUGGUUGAAGAUCCGUGAGAAGUACGAUCCCGACGAGAUGUUUAUUGGCUAUCGAGGUUUUCAAAAAUCAUUAGAGCGCAAGUGGAAUCGCUGA